AUGCCUGACGGGGGAUUGGGGCAUGGGCCCCAUGGCGAUGUGACCAUCGACAUCCCCCUCAAUGACAGCCCGCGCCUGACGCAGACGGGGUCCCGGAGUAAAGGCCAAUCCUCGCCCGAAUAUGUGGAUGAGAAAUCCGGUGCGGUAGCGAAACACCGUGGCCUGCCCGGCCGUCGCCGCAAAACACAAGACGAGAUCAACGAGAGCACGGGCAAACCCUCCGAUUCUCCCGAAGAUGGAACCAUCAACAGCAUAGGUCGCUUCUACCAGGCUAUUCUGAAUUAUUCCAUUGUCACUCGCUACCUACUCUACAUCACCCCGAUCGGCAUCUUGAUCGCCAUCCCCAUCAUCGUCGGUGCCACUGCCGCCAGGGACGCGAAGAUCGGUGGGGUGCAUAUCUACUGGUUCUUUGCGUGGAUCGAAGUCGUUUGGGUGUCUCUGUGGACGUCUAAAGUCUUUGCAAGGUUCUUGCCAUAUGUCUUCCAGUCUUUGUGUGGUAUUGUUAGCUCGGGGACGAGGAAGUAUGCGCUUAUUCUGCGUGCGCUGGAGACGCCCAUCACCAUUGUACUAUGGUGUAUCAUUUCGUUAGUGACGUUUCUUCCGCAAGAUAGCGGCGACACGGAUGUUCAAUCCUGGGAAAAGAGCGUGAAGAAUAUCCUCUUCGCACUACUCGUGUGCAGCUUGAUCUACUUUGGAGAAAAGGCCAUCGUCCAGCUCAUCUCCAUCAGCUACCACCGCAAACAGUUCGACGCUAAGAUCAAACAGUCCAAACGCAACGUCUACCUCGUCGGUCUCCUCUACGAGGCAUCCCGAAACAUGUUCCCUGUGUACUGCCCGGAAUUCGCCGACGAGGACUCCCUGAUCUUUGACUCUCUACUCGCUCUAAACGGGACGCAGCCCUCUAAGACUGGAUCUGAUAUUAUGCCUUUCCGCAUGAUGCGCCAGGUCGGACAGAAUGUUGGACGCAAUGUUGGCCGUAUUGGCGACAAGGUCACUUCAGCUUUUGGAAAUGUCGCUUCCGAGCUUACGGGCAAGCAAGUCUUCAACCCGAAUUCCACUCACUCCGUUGUGGUUGAGGCGCUGGAGCGGAAGCGCUGCGCUGAGGCUCUGGCGCGCCGUAUCUGGAUGUCUUUUGUCGUGGAGGGUCGCGAGGCCCUGUACCUGGAGGAUAUCAUUGAAGUCCUGGGUGCUGAUCAGGAGGCUGAGGCUCAGGAGUGCUUUACUGCUCUGGAUAAAGAUGGAAAUGGCGAUAUCAGCCUCGACGAGAUGGUUCUCACUAUCACCGAGUUUGGCCGCAUGAGGAAGUCCCUCAACAACAGCAUGCAUGACGUGGACCAGGCCAUUCAUGUUUUGGAUAACCUGCUGCUCGGUGUGGCCUUCGUUAUUGGCAUCUUGGUUUUCGUCAUCGCAGCCGGCGCCACUUCCCUGCUGUCGAUAAGUUUCAUCUUCUCCGUCACUGCGCAAGAAGUUCUCGGAUCGUGCAUCUUCCUUUUCGUCAAGCACCCUUUCGACAUUGGUGACCGGGUAGACAUCACGGACAAGUCCUAUGUCGUCGAGCGCAUCUCGCUACUCUACACUGUUUUGCGCAGCAUAACCGACCACCGCACCACCCAAGUGCCGAACAACAUUCUCAACAACCUGUGGAUCGACAACUUCACCCGCGCCAACGCCAUGUACGAACAGCUCACCGUGUCUGUCAGCUUCGACACCACCUUCGCUGACAUCCAAUUCUUGCGCGAGGAGAUGGAGCGUUUCGUUCGUGACAAGGAUAACUCCCGCGACUUCCAGCAGGACCUGAAUGUCGAAGUUGUUGGUGUUGGUGACAUGGACAAGCUGGAGCUGCGCGUCGAUAUUCGUCACAAGUCCAACUGGUCGAACGAGACUGUUCGCGCUGCGCGCAGGUCCAAGUUCAUGUGUGCUUUGGUCCUCGCUAUUCGCAAGAUCCCCAUCCGCGCUCCCGGUGCCGCUGCACCCGAAGAGGAAAAGAAAGACGAUGAUAGUUCCGAUGCAGGUUCCACUGCCGGUGACGAUCGCAAGUCCACUGCUCAGAACGGUGGGGCUGAUCGUCAGGAUGGGUCUGGUCAGAUGGGUCUGACAGCUGCUGCUGCAACUGCCGGUGGCAUGGCUAGCUAUGACACUGCCCAGUCCUCGGGCGUCGACAACGGCCGAUCUACCGGGACCGUCACCCAACGCGGGGCGGCCAACCAUUCGCAGAGCGAAGCAGCCAUCGUUGAACAGCUGAACGCCCGCUCUCCGGCUGCAGAUAUUGCCCGCGAUACCCGUGACAUCAACGAAGAGGCAGGGCUGUACCGCACGACAACCGGCUCCUCCAGUCAAGCCCGGCAACAGCUUGGUGUCCAGAGCCACGGCGCCGGCGCUCCUUCGCGCGAGCCGUCUACCGGCCGCCGGAAAGAAGGCACUCGAGCCUCAGUUCCAGACCAAGAUAAUAUCCACCCGCCAGCACCCCUCUCCCCCGUCCACGCAGGGCUGACACCCUCCUCCUCAAGCGAGGUGCCCAUCCUAAGCGCACCCGCCCCCCCAGGAUCACGAGGCAACGCACGCUACGAACCGCAACCACAGGUUCCACCACACAUGGCUUUCUCAAAAGCACCGGCGUCGGAAGCCUUCACCUCACCCAGCUCGCUGUACUCACGGGGCGCCUACUCGAACCCGGCGUACUACACCCGCGAGAACGCCUACGACCCCAUCCCGAUGAGCGGGAUCAGCACCCACAACAAUAAUCAGGGCUACGCACCGCCGUCAUCAGACCGCGACCGCCGCUCCGGCUCCGGCCCACCUGUCUCCGCGCUUGAACCGAGCCAGUACGAGGUUCCUUCGCAGCGCGACGCCGUCUCCCCGCCCUCGCUGCGUGAGUCUCCGUCUGCUCCCGCCAUCCCGGUUGCGGCCGCUGCGCCCGGUGGUGGUGUGCCCUACCACUAUCAGUCCCAGUACCAGGCUCAUGUCGAGGGCCAGCCAUUGGAUCAGGAGCAGGAACACAAGAGGUCGUCGUUCUUGACUAAGGCGCUGAAGCGGAGUACCAAGUCUUCGCAUGAGUAG
Penicillium riverlandense is the source of this 3057-nucleotide messenger RNA. RefSeq names its product serine/threonine protein kinase. Gene Ontology annotation, cellular component: membrane. The transcript is spliced from 3 exons. The record is from RefSeq and is a predicted model, not a curated record. Gene Ontology annotation, molecular function: calcium ion binding; calcium channel activity. The coding region runs from base 1 to 3057 and encodes 1018 amino acids. Gene Ontology annotation, biological process: intracellular calcium ion homeostasis; calcium ion transmembrane transport. Lineage: Eukaryota; Fungi; Ascomycota; Eurotiomycetes; Eurotiales; Aspergillaceae.